Molecule: messenger RNA, 408 nt
Organism: Maudiozyma barnettii
Lineage: Eukaryota; Fungi; Ascomycota; Saccharomycetes; Saccharomycetales; Saccharomycetaceae
Exons: 1
Coding region: 1-408 (135 amino acids)
Source: RefSeq, a predicted model, not a curated record
AUGUCAGUUAUUGUUAACGGCGCAGAAGAUAGAGUCUUCGGAGAAGGUCCAUUCAAAGCGUACCCAAUGGUCGGUACAGGUGUAUACUCUCGAUACCAACAAUUAAGAACCAGUGUUUCUCCGAAAUUGGUUGUUGUUGGUUGUCUGACGGCUGUCUCUAGUUUUAUUGUUUUUUUACUAGGAGUUCAUAUCGUCAUCCAAUAUCGUACAAUCCAACUAGAUAUGCGUCUGGAUAUGUUGAAGAAACUGGUGUAUAUUGUAUUAAGCAUACUUGCAAUUAUACAGGUGAUACGGUUGAUAGCAUGGGUGUUUGAUAAUUGGAGUCGUCCAGUGCUAGGACAUACGUCUACGUCUAUCCGUACUAAUCAUAGUGGAAGACGUCGCUACAGUAGACUUGCUACGCAAUAG